AUGAAGAGACAAAACGUGAGGACCCUGUCGCUCAUCAUUUGCACGUUCACCUACCUGUUAGUCGGUGCGGCUGUCUUCGAUGCCUUGGAAUCUAAGAAGGAGAAGACCCAGAAGAAGAAAGUGUACGACCGAAAACAAGAGCUGAUGAACACCUACAAUCUCUCUCAAUUCAACUUCGAUGAGCUGGAGAGGGUGGUGUUGCAGCUGAAGCCUCACAAAGCCGGGGUACAGUGGAAAUUCGCUGGAUCUUUUUACUUUGCAAUCACGGUGAUCACGACCAUAGGGUACGGCCAUGCGGCCCCCAGCACGGAUGGAGGCAAGGUGUUCUGCAUGCUCUACGCCCUGCUGGGCAUCCCUCUCACCCUGGUCAUGUUCCAGAGCCUGGGCGAGCGCAUCAACACCCUGGUGCGCUACCUGCUGCACCGCCUGAAGAAGUGCCUUGGCAUGCGGCGCACUGAGGUCUCCAUGGUCAACAUGGUGGCCAUUGGCUUCAUCUCCUGCAUGAGCACGCUGUGCAUUGGAGCACUCUCCUUCUCCUACUUCGAGGGAUGGAGCUUCUUCCACGCCUACUACUACUGCUUCAUCACGCUCACCACUAUCGGCUUCGGGGACUAUGUGGCACUGCAGAAGGAUCACGCUCUACAGACCAACCCCAAGUACGUGGCCUUCUGCUUCAUCUACAUUCUCACUGGCCUGACCGUGAUCGGAGCCUUCCUCAACCUGGUCGUGCUGCGCUUCAUGACCAUGAACGCGGAGGACGAGAAGCGGGACGCCGAGCAGCGCGCCCUCCUCUCCCGAAACGGCCAGGUGGGAGGGCACAACCACAUGCGCUGCGCCCCCGACUUGCCCUCCUCCUCCUCAGCUGCCUCAGGGUCAGGGCGGGGGCUGCGGAACGUGUACGCGGAGGUGCUCCACUUCCAGUCCAUGUGCUCCUGCCUGUGGUACAAGAGCAGGGAGAAGCUGCAGUACUCUAUCCCCAUGAUCAUCCCCCGAGACCUGUCCACCUCGGACACAUACAUGGAGCAGGGGGAGGCCUUUUCCUCCGACCCCCUCCACCCGCUUCACUCCAACGGCUGCGUCUACAGCAUGCACCAUCCCCACUCCGCCAUCAGCUCUGUGUCCACGGGCCUGCACAGUCUCACCCCAUACAGACUAGGACACAGCAAGCGGCGAAGCUCCAUAUAG
Molecule: messenger RNA, 1185 nt
Organism: Salvelinus namaycush (lake trout)
Lineage: Eukaryota; Metazoa; Chordata; Actinopteri; Salmoniformes; Salmonidae
Product: potassium channel subfamily K member 3-like
Exons: 3
Coding region: 1-1185 (394 amino acids)
Biological process (GO): potassium ion transmembrane transport; stabilization of membrane potential
Cellular component (GO): membrane
Molecular function (GO): open rectifier potassium channel activity; potassium ion leak channel activity
Source: RefSeq, a predicted model, not a curated record